Messenger RNA from Vigna unguiculata (cowpea), 717 nucleotides. Its product is annotated as histone H3.2. Gene Ontology annotation, cellular component: nucleosome. NCBI's taxonomy places the organism in Eukaryota, Viridiplantae, Streptophyta, Magnoliopsida, Fabales, Fabaceae. The record is from RefSeq and is a predicted model, not a curated record. Gene Ontology annotation, molecular function: DNA binding; structural constituent of chromatin; protein heterodimerization activity.
AUUCUCCAAAAUUUCGCAUUCCCUCUCUCACACACUUUUCAGAGCAAUUCAAUUCUCAGUGAAUCAAACUCUUUUUCUCUCUCUGCCAUGGCACGAACCAAACAAACAGCUCGCAAAUCCACCGGAGGUAAGGCUCCGAGAAAGCAACUGGCCACAAAAGCUGCCAGGAAGUCUGCUCCGGCAACCGGUGGUGUGAAGAAGCCUCAUCGUUUCCGGCCAGGUACAGUGGCGCUGAGGGAGAUCAGAAAGUAUCAGAAGAGUACGGAGCUUCUGAUCCGAAAACUUCCUUUCCAGCGUCUUGUUCGUGAGAUCGCACAGGAUUUCAAGACCGAUCUUCGGUUCCAGAGCAGCGCUGUGUCCGCUUUGCAAGAAGCAGCUGAGGCUUAUUUGGUUGGACUCUUCGAAGACACUAAUCUCUGUGCCAUUCACGCUAAGCGCGUCACCAUUAUGCCAAAGGAUAUUCAGCUUGCACGCAGAAUCAGAGGCGAAAGGGCUUGAUUGAUAUUGAAUCUUUGUGACCACUAUGGUAUUGAUUAAUUGCGCAUCUACUCUAACAGUUAUAUAAGAUUGUUACUUGUCUUUGAGCUCUGAGAGAUUCUGAGACAUUUGUUCAGUGUAGUUAUCAUAGUUCGAGCUGUGAAUGGAAGAAAGAGUGAAUGAAUUUGGUUUUAGUUUUCUUAAAUUUUAUUUUAUUAAUUUUAAUUGAGUUUUAAAUAA